This is a messenger RNA of Homo sapiens (human), 2839 nucleotides long. RefSeq names its product serine protease 3 (gene PRSS3). Gene Ontology annotation, molecular function: serine-type endopeptidase activity. The record is from RefSeq and is a predicted model, not a curated record. The transcript is spliced from 6 exons. The coding region runs from base 2045 to 2788 and encodes 247 amino acids. Lineage: Eukaryota; Metazoa; Chordata; Mammalia; Primates; Hominidae. Gene Ontology annotation, biological process: proteolysis. Gene Ontology annotation, cellular component: extracellular region.
ACUUGGCGAGCGGCGCGGGAUGCAGACGGCUGCGAGGCGCUGGGCACAGGAAGAAAAGCAGGAGGAAGGAAUCAGAUGCACAGUUUGUCCUCUGGGGACCUCUGCCUUGAUCCUCAAUAAAUCUCCUUUUAGAUGUCACCUGCAGCAAUUCCCACAGUUCACAAUGAUCUCCAUGGCUUCCGUUGGCCUUAUGGUGAGCUCUGCCAAGAUCUGUAUUCUUGGGCAAGACAGAAUCCUUCUGAAUCUCAGUCUCUUCCUCUAUAAAUGGAAAUAAUUUUGCUCUGCACAAAUCACAAUUAGCAUGUUUGUGGGAAGUCAAACUGUGAAACUCAGCAUAACUGAAAAGCAAUGUACCACUGUUGCUUAUGUGAAAACUCUUGUAAAGCUGUCAGGCACCAUGCACCAUCUAAGUACAGCAGUGUUAGGUAUGAGCCCAUCAGUGAUUAGAGGGGAUGUGGGGUGGAGAGCGGGUCUCUGAGCAGUGGAUCUCCUGGCUUUGGGGAAGCUGGCUCGUUGGCCAUGCCAGGAGCUGAACCUGAAGGUACUCUGUGUGUCCUCUCAACUCCACGGGCCCCACAUUCGCAUUUUUUCCAAUUCCCUCUGGUUUCCAUUUGCUUCCUCCCUCUAGCCCCCUGGCCAUGUCCGAUCUCAACACGAAGUUUCUGAGCUUUUCUCAUUUUGUUCACCAUCUCCAGAACAUCUCUGCUUCUUUUACUUUUCAAAGAAUUUAAACUUGAACUCUGCUCACUCCUGCCCAUCACCAACCUGAGCUCAGAGUUGCUGAGAAGGGAAAGCACCCUCAUAAGGAAGCUCCUCCUUUCCUUACAUCAUUAGACUUGAUCACAGACAGCAUCUCCAUCUCCACACUACUCUGGCCAGGUUGUGCCUCAGUCAAUUACACAACUGUGUCUUAGUAGCCUUGGUAGGGCCCAAAUCAGGAUAUUCUCUGGGAAGAUUCACUUGAUACUAAGCCCAGCAUAAUCUCACUGCAUCUAAAAUAGAAAAUUCUAGACCCACCCCUCCACAUCUUCUUAUUGAUCCCAAUAUGUGACCCAUUUACCAUGUGCUAAAAUCUCUACCUACUGCUGAUUCUCAGAUCAGAUGGUAACCCAGAUUUACCAUGGUCCAAACUCUGACAUCUGAUCAGGGGCAUGUCAUUCUGGUUCAGGCUGUCAGCCCUGAGCAGGUGAGUCAGUUUGCAUCACCCUAAGUGCAGGUUGCCAGGACAACCGUGAGGCUGCAUAAAAAGAACCUAUGACAGGAUGCACAUGAGAGAGACAAGUGGCUUCACAUUGAAGAAGGGGAGGAGUGCGCCAUUGGUUUUCCAUCCUCCAGAUGCACUGAGUAAGCUCCUACCUAACCUGUGUCCCCUCCUUCUUUGAAACACUUCCCAUCCUUUUAAGCCUUGGUAGGAAGGAGAGCCAUCUGGAAGCCCAGAAUCCUAUGGAAUGCUAAGUCUCCCUUCUCCUUACCCCUUAGUGUUGGAAUUCUGGAUACCCAAAGUCUUGGAUUUGACCUUUGUGCACAGUGACUGCAAAGAAGCAUAUUCAUAUUCACAAAAAUGAGCCUUAGAUAAGACUUUCCUCCUCUCGUGGGGGCUCCAGGAAACUGAAAAGCCAAGCUUGUUACCAAUGCUUGCCCUUCCUUAAGUACAUUAUUAAAUACAUCCCCAAUAGUUAAAAGGACUCCUAGACACCCAGGCCAUUCUCCCUCCUUCUAACCCUCAUCUCCUCGGCCUACGAAAGCCCAGCUGUGUGAUCCGGGGAUUGGUUUCCCCUGUCUUCCCCAUCCCAGCAUCCUUCCAGGAAAUAGCCAGUCUCCCUCUCUGCUCUCAGAAGGCAAGUUUCCUUAUCACCUGUGAAUCACAAACCCACAGAGUGGCCAAACGUAGCCGAGCUGAUGCAAGACCCUGGCAAGGGGAAAGCUGCAGGUGUGUUUGUGCUGGGAAGAACUGUGACCCUCACCUCACAGACACCUCCUCUCCUGAUUCUUGGAAGGGUAUAAGGACAGGCCUUCCACCACCAGUCAGGCACACUCUACCACCAUGAAUCCAUUCCUGAUCCUUGCCUUUGUGGGAGCUGCUGUUGCUGUCCCCUUUGACGAUGAUGACAAGAUUGUUGGGGGCUACACCUGUGAGGAGAAUUCUCUCCCCUACCAGGUGUCCCUGAAUUCUGGCUCCCACUUCUGCGGUGGCUCCCUCAUCAGCGAACAGUGGGUGGUAUCAGCAGCUCACUGCUACAAGACCCGCAUCCAGGUGAGACUGGGAGAGCACAACAUCAAAGUCCUGGAGGGGAAUGAGCAGUUCAUCAAUGCGGCCAAGAUCAUCCGCCACCCUAAAUACAACAGGGACACUCUGGACAAUGACAUCAUGCUGAUCAAACUCUCCUCACCUGCCGUCAUCAAUGCCCGCGUGUCCACCAUCUCUCUGCCCACCACCCCUCCAGCUGCUGGCACUGAGUGCCUCAUCUCCGGCUGGGGCAACACUCUGAGCUUUGGUGCUGACUACCCAGACGAGCUGAAGUGCCUGGAUGCUCCGGUGCUGACCCAGGCUGAGUGUAAAGCCUCCUACCCUGGAAAGAUUACCAACAGCAUGUUCUGUGUGGGCUUCCUUGAGGGAGGCAAGGAUUCCUGCCAGCGUGACUCUGGUGGCCCUGUGGUCUGCAACGGACAGCUCCAAGGAGUUGUCUCCUGGGGCCAUGGCUGUGCCUGGAAGAACAGGCCUGGAGUCUACACCAAGGUCUACAACUAUGUGGACUGGAUUAAGGACACCAUCGCUGCCAACAGCUAAAGCCCCCGGUCCCUCUGCAGUCUCUAUACCAAUAAAGUGGCCCUGCUCUCA